AUGCGACGGGCAUUGGAGCUGUUGCCUGACUGCGUCCUUCGCCGCCCGCUGGCAGCGUCGACUACGACAUGCAUCUUGCGGCGGUUUCGGACUCAGUCCGGGGUGGCCGCUGAGGCCGAGCAGGAGGAGCUUGAAAAGGACAAGGCUGCAUUGAGAAAGUACUCGAUUCUGGCGGGCGUUGGCCUCUUGUGCGCGGGCACACUUUGGUAUGGCUCGAGGCAGGCAAAUCGGCGGUACUUUGGCUCCGAGGGCAGUGCGCGGGUAAACGUUGAGACGCGCGGUCGACCGGCACUUGGAGGCCCCUUCGUUCUUGUGAAAACUGAUGGCGAACCCGUCACGCAGGCAGAGUUUUUGGGUUCGUGGACUUUCUUUUACUUUGGCUUCACGCACUGCCCGGAGAUCUGCCCAGUGGAGUUAAAUCGCAUGUCAAAAGUGGUGGACGCCGUGCGGGCACGACGCCCCAAAGAUCGUAUUCUCCCGCUCUUCGUCUCCUGCGACCCGCGGCGGGACUCGCUGGAGGCCAUCGCAGAGUACCUCUCCGACUUCCAUCCGGACUUUAUUGGGCUUGUGGGGACGCCGAAGCAAGUGAAUGAUGCCUGUAAGUCGUAUCGCAUCUACUACUCGCUG
Molecule: messenger RNA, 627 nt
Organism: Trypanosoma conorhini
Lineage: Eukaryota; Euglenozoa; Kinetoplastea; Trypanosomatida; Trypanosomatidae
Product: cytochrome c oxidase assembly factor
Exons: 1
Biological process (GO): mitochondrial respiratory chain complex IV assembly
Source: RefSeq, a predicted model, not a curated record